GUGCUAAACAGCCGAACUUCAAAUGUUUAGCUGUAGUAUCUUUGUUAUGCAUCUUUAAUUUUUAUAGAACGCAUCACAAGCAUGUCAAAGUUAGAAAACGAAUCAAAAGGGAAAGUUCAAGACAUCGUAGACAUUGAUAUCUCACAAGAUGGUGAUUUGUGCAACGAAGAAGAGUUGAAUACGCUGUAUCAACAACCAUAUUUCUGUUCGGCUCGGAAAGCUGUUGGGCUUGAAAAAUUAUAUAUUCUUCAUAUAGACUGUGAAUGGCAAUCGAAGAAGCUUGCAGCAGCUUUGUCUAACAAUUCAGUUCACCUUACAUCUACUGAUACUUUGGACAAAAUUUCAACGUUUAUAGCUCAUGACCAAACCAUUGUUGAUGUUCAUUUUAACCCUGUUAUCCCUAAUUGUAUUCUUACUGGAUCCAGUGAUGGCAGUAUCAGAGUGUGGGAUAUAAGGAACCCUAAAAAAUGUUCACAAGAGUUUAGAGAUGACUCCGAUCAAAAGAUAAAACCAUUUCUGUCUUUUGACAUUAACUGCAACAGGACACUAUUAUGUGGAGGCACGGAAAAAGUGAAAACUGAUACCCAUUUGUUCUUGUGGGACAUAAGAUCUCCAAAAGUUUUGGCAGCUUAUUCAGAAUUCCAUGAAGAUGAUAUAUCUCAUGUCCAAUUUCACCCAACAUCACCAAACACAUUGGCAUCAUGUUCAACAGAUUGCCUGGUAAAUGUAUAUGAUUUAAAUGAAAAGGAUGAAGAUGAUGCCUUACAGUUUUGUUUGAAUACAGAAACAACAUGUGGGAGAUUACAGUGGGUUGGAUAUGACACAAAGACAAAACAAGAGAGCAUAGCAGUCACUACCAGUACAGAGAAUGUUCAGAUUUGGGAUGUUGAAGAAGCAUCUCCAAAACAUGUCUUUACUCGAGAAAAGAUAGCAGAUGCUCUCAGGAGAAAGAAAUCAGAGACAUGUUUCGCCAUUCGGUGUUUUCGAACGGGAGAAGGGCAAGAUCCUUUGUUGCUUGCAGGUUCAAAUACGCCAAACAGAGGAUGCUUAAGAAUGCUAAAAAUGAGUCAAGGCGCAUUGGAACCGUAUGCUAUACUGUUCGACGAGAAAGGCGGAAAUUCACAAACCAUUCGUGGCGCCGCCUUUAAUCCAGCUAGCGGCCAAGUAGUAUCAGGUGGCGAAGACGGGAUUAUUAACGUGUGGAUUCCGGGAGAAGAUAAGCCUCUGGCGGUCAACAAUACGAGUAAGGUUAAAACAGAAGUUUCGUCUAAGAAAUUUGGUGGUGCACAUGGUAGUAGAAAGCCAUACUCAAAGUGAAUGUUUCUAAUACAUGCUUUGCCACUUUGAAA
Daphnia carinata is the source of this 1349-nucleotide messenger RNA. Its product is annotated as WD repeat-containing protein 89-like. Gene Ontology annotation, molecular function: protein binding. The transcript has 7 exons. The record is from RefSeq and is a predicted model, not a curated record. Bases 82 to 1317 code for a protein of 411 amino acids. NCBI's taxonomy places the organism in Eukaryota, Metazoa, Arthropoda, Branchiopoda, Diplostraca, Daphniidae.